GGGAAGGAUGUGAAAAGAAUGGAGGGACGAAGGGAGCGAGGGGGGAAAGGCUCUUGAAAAACAGUGAAUGACAGUAGUCCUAAGACUCUGCUGUCCCAGCUGUGUGACCUGCUGGCAGCGAGGCCCCUACAGGGCCUGGUCUACGAGGAGGAGAGGCCACCACCCACCGCCUGGGGACCCCUGGCCCCCAUGUUAGAGUUUGUCUCUGCCCAGACUGGACUACCCAUAGUGGCUGUAGGAGGAGGAGCAGGGCUGGGAAGGAUGCAACAGGAGUCAGGCUCCAUCUUCCUCCAGUUCAGCUCAUCCACCAGCCUCCAGCUGGAGGUCAUCUUCAAAAUACUAGAGGAGUAUGACUGGACCACCUUCUCAGUGGUGUCCACCCGUCACCAUGGCUACCAGGACUUCCUGUCGGUGGUGGACGGCCUGACGGACGGCUCGUUCAUCGGCUGGGAGAAGAAGAGCGUGGUCAUGCUGAACGUGACGGACGACCCGGGGGGGGCGCGCACGCGCAGGCUGCUCAAGGAGAACGAGGCGCAGGUACGUCUGCUCUACUGUUCCCAGGAGGAGGCCGAGCUGGUGUUUAAAGCAGCCUGGGCCGCGGGUCAGGCUGGACCCUCUCACAUGUGGUUCGCUGUGGGGCCAGCCCUGUCCGGCCUUGGCAUGGAGGGUCUCCCAGCCCUGUUCGCCGUGCGUCCGCAGGGCUGGAAGGAUAAGCCCCGCAUGAGGAUCGCCCGGGGCGUGUCCAUACUGACCCACGGGGCGGUGGCACUGCGCCGCGACUAUGGGGCCUCUGGAGGGCCAAACUUUGUCACCAACUGCAUGACGGAAGCCAAUCAAACACACAGGGUGCGGGGGAGGAUGAGGUAUUUCAGCAACAUCACGUUGGGUGGCAGAGACUACUCUUUCGACAGUGACGGUUACCUGGCCAACCCCGUCCUAGAAGUCAUCUCCUAUACACCUGGCAAAGGCUGGGAGGAUGUAGGGAUGUGGGAGAACGGUAAGUUGGAUUUGGUUUAUCCAGCGUGGUCGCGUUACGGUCCAUUCCUCCAACCGCCUGAUGGCGCCCAGCACCUGCGCGUGGUCACUCUGGAGGAACGUCCGUUUGUCAUCGUGGAGCUGGCUGACGCCGCCUCCAACACCUGCAUCAGAGACUCUGUACCCUGCCGACGACCCCUGAAUGCCAGUAUUCCUGUCCAGGAUCCCCCAAAGAAACAGUGCUGUAAGGGCUUCUGCAUCGAUAUCCUCAAACGAUUGGCCAAAAUCGUAGGUUUCACCUAUGACCUCUACCUGGUGACCAAUGGAAAGCACGGGAAGAAGAUUGAUGGAGUGUGGAACGGCAUGAUUGGAGAGGUGGUGGGACAGCGAGCAGAUAUGGCCAUCGGAUCCCUCACCAUCAACGAGGAGAGGUCAGAGGUCGUGGACUUUUCCGUCCCCUUCGUGGAGACGGGCAUCAGCGUCAUGGUCUCCCGUAGCAACGGAACCGUCUCACCCUCUGCCUUCCUGGAGCCCUACAGUCCAGCGGUGUGGGUGAUGAUGUUCGUCAUGUGCCUGACCGUGGUGGCUGUGACCGUCUUCAUAUUUGAGUUCUUCAGUCCAGUCGGCUACAACCGCAGCCUUUCCAGCGGAAAGAAGGCAGGAGGCUCUACGUUCACCAUAGGAAAGUCUGUGUGGUUGCUGUGGGCCAUUGUGUUCAAUAACUCGGUCCCAGUGGAGAACCCAAGAGGAACCACCAGUAAGAUCAUGGUGCUGAUCUGGGCCUUCUUCGCUGUCAUCUUCCUGGCUUCCUACACAGCCAACCUGGCUGCCUUCAUGAUCCAGGAGGAGUACAUAGACACUGUCUCUGGACUCUCAGACAAAAAGUUCCAGCACCCCACAGAGCAGUACCCCCCUCUGAAGUUUGGCACGGUGCCCAAUGGAAGUACAGAGAAGAACAUCCGCAGUAACUACCCUGGCAUGCACCAUUACAUGGUCAAAUAUAACCAGAGAGGGGUGGAGGACGCCAUUAACAACCUCAAGACUGGGAAGUUGGAUGCCUUUAUCUACGAUGCAGCUGUGUUGAACUACAUGGCCAGGAAAGACGAGGGUUGUAAGGUGAUGACCAUAGGCUCUGGGAAGGUAUUUGCCACCACAGGCUACGGUAUCGCCCUGCACAAGAACUCCCGCUGGAAACGCCCCCUCGACCUGGCCCUGCUGCAGCUGGUGGGAGACGUUAUCCAUAUCAAUUUGUCAUUGGUGAAGGUCAAGACUGAAGAGACACUCAAAGUCAAGUGGUGA
Oncorhynchus masou masou (cherry salmon) is the source of this 2274-nucleotide messenger RNA. RefSeq names its product glutamate receptor ionotropic, NMDA 2D-like. Gene Ontology annotation, biological process: monoatomic ion transport; long-term synaptic potentiation; excitatory postsynaptic potential. Gene Ontology annotation, cellular component: NMDA selective glutamate receptor complex; plasma membrane. NCBI's taxonomy places the organism in Eukaryota, Metazoa, Chordata, Actinopteri, Salmoniformes, Salmonidae. Gene Ontology annotation, molecular function: NMDA glutamate receptor activity. The record is from RefSeq and is a predicted model, not a curated record.